This is a messenger RNA of Canis lupus familiaris (dog), 910 nucleotides long. RefSeq names its product vomeronasal 1 receptor canFamV1R558 (gene CANFAMV1R558). The coding region runs from base 1 to 900 and encodes 299 amino acids. Gene Ontology annotation, molecular function: pheromone receptor activity. Lineage: Eukaryota; Metazoa; Chordata; Mammalia; Carnivora; Canidae. The record is from RefSeq and is marked inferred. Gene Ontology annotation, cellular component: membrane. The transcript has a single exon. Gene Ontology annotation, biological process: G protein-coupled receptor signaling pathway.
AUGAUUCUUGUUAACUUGGCAUUUGGUAUGCUCAUCCUUGCUCAGAUUGGAAUAGGUACUGUGGGUAAUGCUUUACUCUUUUGUCAUUAUGUCUGUUCUCAUUUUAGGAGACAUAGAUUGAGACCAUUUGGGCAAAUAAUCAACCAUCUUACUUUAGCCAAUACUUUGAUUCUUCUUUGGGGAGGAAUCCCUGGGACAAUGGCAGCCUUUGAGUUGAAAUACUUCCUACAUGAUAUCACAUGUAAAUUUGUCUCUUAUUUUUACAGAGUGGCCUGGGGAAAUUCUCUUAGCACCACCUGUCUUUUGAGUGCUUUCCAGGCCUUAAGUAUUAACCCCACAAACUAUAGAUGGGCAGAACUCAAAUUCAAAUCCCCAAAGUACAUUAAUGCUCUAUGUAUCCUGAGUUGGAUGUUUCAUUUGCUGAUAAAUAUUAUUGUUCCCAUGAGAGUGACUGGACUAAAGAAUAGCAGAAAUAUCAGUGUGAAAUCAAAUCUUGGGUAUUGCUCUCAUAGAUUUAUUAACACAAUUACAGAAUCAAUAUGUUUAGUUAUUUUCACCUCUAUUGAUGUUAUUUGUUUGGGACUCAUGAUAUGGUCCAGUGGAUCCAUGAUAUUUUUCCUUCACAGGCACCAACAGCAAGUCCAAUACAUUCACAGCACUAGGCAAACCUCCCAAAUAUCCCCAGAGAGCAGAGCCAAAAAAGCCAUCCUGAUACUUGUGAGCACUUUUGUUAUAUUUCAUUCUCUCUCUUCUGUUUUUGAAAUGUAUGCUUAUCUUUUUGACAACCCACAGUUUUGGCUUGCAAACACUAUUGUGCUUCUAACAUCUUGUUUUCCAACCCUCAGUCCCUUUUUGCUUUUAAAAAGUGACCCUCAUGUCUCUAGGCUAUGCCAUUCCUGAUGAGGAAGUU